Molecule: messenger RNA, 684 nt
Organism: Boeremia exigua
Lineage: Eukaryota; Fungi; Ascomycota; Dothideomycetes; Pleosporales; Didymellaceae
Exons: 3
Coding region: 1-684 (227 amino acids)
Source: RefSeq, a predicted model, not a curated record
AUGAACGCAAUCGUAAUCACAGUAAAGCGGAGGCAACCGGGCGGCAAUCACAAGGUCUGGGCGGCGCUAGCGGUGCAUGUGACGGUCCCCAACGCCUGCAAAGCAACGGUGAUGUGCACAUGGGGUAUGGCGCUACUCCAGAUUGAGCGAGCUCGUUGCUGCUUUCACGUCGUACCUUCACUGCUUAUCGCCCUCAAGACAACCUUCUCUUUGACACUAUUUCCUUCUCAUUUCACUAUAGCGACCUACGUGCCUUCAAGUCCUCACUGCUACUCAUAUCAGCGCAGCCAGAGCACCGGAACUAAGAUGCCGUUUACCGAUAACUCAUCACAUUCUCCCAGUCCGAAUGUCUCUUUGCGUCAAUCAGUGCGCCUCCAGGUUCUUUUGCGCCGUGCCAAAGCGCACCAGAGGGCGAUCGACGAUAAAAUCCUGGAGCUGGACCCAAGCAGCAGUCACCGUGAAGUCGCUCGCUGGAUGGGCGAACACGAGAGAUUCCUACACAAGACGAAGCUAAGGAUGGAGAUAUGCUUGAACCAGCUUGAGGUUCACGUCCGUGUGCAUCCGGACACCAACAUCAAGGCCGACUGCGAGAUGCUGCGAAUGCAGUAUCAGUUCUUCAACCGUAUCCUCGGACCCCUUCAACCAGAUAAUGGAAUAUGCCUUCAUCCGACAGAAGGGGUGUAG